Monopterus albus (swamp eel) is the source of this 8356-nucleotide messenger RNA. RefSeq names its product trichohyalin. The transcript is spliced from 29 exons. Lineage: Eukaryota; Metazoa; Chordata; Actinopteri; Synbranchiformes; Synbranchidae. The record is from RefSeq and is a predicted model, not a curated record. Bases 232 to 7257 code for a protein of 2341 amino acids.
CACACUGGGGGCGGUGAGGCGGCUUCCGGUCAGGUGACUCUCUAUACCCGGGUGAAAGGCGAGGUCUCCCGGUUUGAAUGUGCUAAUAACAGCAGCUUGUAUUAGCGUUGUGCGGGCUGAGGAAUGGAGAACAGAGUCGUCUGAGUUUUAAAUGUCUCUGUUCGUGAUAGCGAGUUAGUGGAGCUUGUUCGGCAACUGCAGAAUCAGUGAAGACCAGGUCAACCUGUCAGCAUGGAGUCAGAGCUGCUGAUUGGCUGGCAGCAGGAGAAGGCGGAGCUUAAACAGGAGGUGUGCCAUCUGCAAGAAGAGCUGUCGGAGAGUCGAGCAGAGAGAGAGGAGCUGGAGUCCAGGAGCAGAGCCCUGAAUGACAGGCUGUCCCAGUUAGUGUCUCCCUCGCUCGCCCUCUCUCUGCAAGUGGAGGCUGAGCAGAAGCAGUGGAAGAGGAGGGUGAGGGAGGGGAGGGAGAGGGAGGCCAGACAAGCGCUGCUCAUUCACCGACUGCAGAACAAGGUGUUGGAGUACAAAAGUCGAUGUCAGUGUUUGGAGCUUCAGCUGCAGGAUGGACUCAAACAACUGCUCAGUACCGAGCGGAGGAUCAGAGACGAACACAGCGACUCUCUGGAGAGCGCCCUCAUCAGGCUGGAGGAGGAACAACAGAGGUCGGUCAGUCUGGCUGAGACCAAUGCUCUCCUCUGUGAGCAGCUCAGCCAAUCAGAGCAGGCCAACCAGGCUCUCAGGGAGGACCUCCAGAAGCUGACAGCUGAUUGGACGAGAGCUAUGGAAGAGGUGGAGCAGAGAGAGUCUGAUUGGUUGAGAGAGAAGCAGUGUCAGUCCGGUCAUGUGGGGCAGCAGCAGGCUCGGUUGCUGUCAGUCUGGAGGUCUGUCGUUGCUCUAAGACAGCACUGCCACAGUGUGAAAACCGCCGCUGACAGGGACCUGUGGCAGCUGCGAGCCCAGUUUUCUCGUCUCUCCUCCUCCCUCCUCUCCAGCUGCGACUCUGUCUCCUCCUGCCUGCGGCUCGGUGCUCCUCAGCCCCUGCUCUCCUCCACUGUGCCUCCCGUUCAUCUUCCUUCUGACCUCCCUCCCCUCUCCCUGUCCCCUCCUCUCUCCUCCACACUCAUCCGUCCUCCGGACUCCUCACCCACUGAGCCUCCUCUCAUCUCCUCCUCCACCCUGGGAACCUUCUCCUUAGGAGAGCUGGAGCACAAAGAGGAGGAGCAGCUAAAGCUGCUCCAUGAGAAUGAGGUUUCCCAGCUGCAGGAACAGAUUGCAGAGCUCUCUUGCUCACUGCAGGCUGAGAAGAAUCAGAGGGAGCGAGAGGUGGAGAAACACAGAGAGACAGAGAGAAGCCUGCAAUCUGUCAGUCAGGCUGUGGUCAGACUGUCCAGAGUCCUGAGUAGCAGCAGCAGCAGUCGGCCUCUGUGUGUGUCCCCAGACGGUGUCCUCAGCCUGGACCUGACCUCUCUGCUGUCGGUCCUCUCUCACACUGAGAGUUCCCUCCAGUGGAGACACGAGGAACUGCAGGGGGCAGAGCUAUCCCUGCGGUCCCUUGGUGAGGAGAACACGGCUCUGCAGCUCCGAACGAAACAGCUGGAGGAUGACAGUCAGCAGCUGCAAGCACACACACAACACGCACAGCUCGAGCUCACACACACUCUGGACAUACUGAGCAGGGAGCGCGAGGCAGCGUCCUCACUGCGUCUGCAGGUGGAGGAGGUGCAGAGGAGGGAGGAGGAGGUGACAAGAGAGAACGACAGACUGCGGAGAGACAGAGACAGACAGGAGGAGAGAAACAGACAGCUGGAGACAGAAACACGCAGGCGACUAGAGACUGAGCUGUUGGAGAACGUGCAGCUGACAGAGAGAGAAACUCUCCACCGCAUGGAGAUCCAGACUCUGAAGGGGGCGGUGGAGAGAGAGCAGCUAGACAAACAGAGAGCUGAAGAAGAGGCUGCUGAUGCCAGAGACGCCCUGCAGAAGGCGAGGGAGUGUGUGUUACGUCUCUCGUCAUCUGAGUGUGUGUUGAAGCGGGAGGUGGAGGAGGGACGGGAUGUUCUGGACAAGAUGGCCACCUUGAACUCAGCACUGGCCUCAGACAAGAGAGAGUUGAACAAACAGCUGCUGCAGGUGGAGUGUGAGCUGUCGGACAGCCAGUCACAGCUGCAGGCUCUGAGGUCAGAGGUCAGCUCUCUGCAGAGAGAGGUCAAAACCCUCAACAUGGACUGCAAACAACUCAGAGGUCAGAGGGAGGUGGAAGCUGGUGUCAUUCAGCAGCUAAGAAACAGAGAGACAGAGAUGGAGAGAAUAAUGGAGGAGAAGGAGAGAGAGUUGGUCUGCCUGAUGGAGGAGAGAGAGAGGGAUGGGCGACAGCUGGAGGAGCUGUUCUCCCAGCAUGCCUCUCAGUGUGGGGAGCUGAAGGAGGUGCAGGAGCAGCUACUGCAGGCGGGCGAGGAGGUGAGGAAGAGAGACAGACUGCAAGAGGAGCAGCACAGAGAGAGCAGGAGGCUGCAGGAGGAGCGGGACAGUCUACAGAGAUGCAGGGAGCAGCUGGAGGGCGAGCUGCAGGAGCUCAGGUCUCUGUCAGUGUCUCUCCACCAGCAGCUCGGUCAGCAACAGAAGCAGCUCUCGCAGUCAGAGGUGGACAGAUGUCAGAUGCAAACGCACAUCUGCACUCUGCAGCAGGCCAAAGAAGCCUUACAUGGGGAGAUCGAGUGUCUGAGAGGAGAACUGGAGCGAGCAGUGACUAGGGAGCAAGAUGAGAAAGAAAGGAAAGAAGAGGAAAGGGAGGUGCUGCAGGAGGAGACAGAGAGGCUGAGGAAGGACGCAGAGGAGAUGAGGAGGAGGAGGAAGGAAGAUGACGAGGAGAGGAGGAAAGAGAGGGAAGCCUGGCAGAAAGAGAGGGAAGCCUGGCAGAAAGAGAGGGAAGCCUGGCAGAAAGACAGGGAGGCUUUGAGUGAAGAGCUGGGGAUGAGGGACGGAGAGGUGGAGGCGCUGAGGAGAAGGAUUGAGGGGCUGACAGAGGAGAAGGAGGAGAGGCAAAGAGAAGUAGAGAGACUGAGGAAGGAGGUAACUGAGAGGGAGGUGCAAAUCAGCCACAUGAUGGAGAGAAUAGAGCAGGUGGAGCAAGAGAAUGAGAGACUGGAGGAGGAGGUGAAGAGGACAAAGGACCGGCUGAGAGAGGAGGAGAUGCAGAAGGAUGGUGAGGUCAAGGCACUCUGUGGCCGGAUGGAGCGAUUGCAAAGAGAGAAGGAGGAGGAGGUAGAGAGGUUAAUGGGAAGGGUGGAAGAGGUAGAGAGGGAGCGAGAGCAGGAGAAGACAAAAAAAGACAGACUACAAGAUGAAAAGGAGGAUGCGGUGAGGGGACUGUUGGAGAGGCUGAAUGAGACAGUGGGGGAGGUGGAGCUCCUCAGGGUUAGGCUGAACGUGGCCAGAGAGGAGUGUGAGGAGAUGAAGGAGCAGGUAGUGCGGAGGGAGCAUAGCCUGGAGCAUCAGAUGAGCACUGUGAGGGAGCGAGAGGAGGAGGCAGAGAUGCUGGAAGAGGAGGCAGUGAGGGAAAACCAGGAGGCCAACGAGAAACUGAAGCUAAAGGAGGUGAGGGGGGAGCAGCUGGAGGUACUGCUGAGAGAAACCCAGGUGUUACUGGAGAAAGAGAGGAAGGAGGGACAAGAAAAAGAUGACAAGAUCUCCUCCCAGGCCCGGGAGCUGCAGGAGGCACGAGCUGAGAGCGAGAGAGCGAGAAGGAGAGUCAGAGAGAGGGAGGAGGCCUAUGACAGGCAAGAGGAAGAGGUGAAGGAGUGGCAGGAGAAGGCAGAGCGGAGUACCAUGGAGACGACAAAGCUCAAACAUAUCCUGAAGGAGCAACAGGAGGAGGUGCAGCAGCUGAGAGCCACCCUGGAGGAGAGGGAGGAAGAAGAGGGUAGAGUGAGGGAGGUGCUGAGGAGAAUGGAGGAAGACAGGAGAAAGAGGCUGGACACCAAGAUGACAGAACUGGAGGAGAAAGUGAGGGAGGUGGAGGAGCAGCGUGAGGAGGAGAGGGAAGCAGUGAGGAGAGCCAGGGAGGAGAAGAGGAGGGUGGAGGACAGAUGGGAAGAAAUGGAAAAUGAAGUGAAAGAACAAAGAGAGGAACUGAGGAGGGCAGAUGAGGAGAAGAGGAGGCUGAAGAGCAAACUGAAGGAGGUACAGGAGGGGAGAAAGGGAGAGGAGGAGGAGCUGAGGAGGGUGAGGGAGGAGAAGACAAGGCUGGAGGAUAAGAUAAUGGAGAAGGAGAAAGAAAUGGAGAGACAGAGGGAGGUGCUGAGGAGUAAAGAGGAGGAGAACAGGAGACUGGAGGGUGAACUAAGGAAGGCAAAAGAGGAGCGAGAGAGACUGAUGCAGGCUGAGAGAGACGAGCACCUCCUGGUGGAAAACACUGAGAGAGCCAAAGUGAGGGAGCUGGAGGAGGAGAAGGCAGGACUGUUGGUGGAGCUGAGGAGCAGAGAGAGGGAGGUGACAGCUUUCAGAGAGGAGGUGCAGAGAGAGAGGGAUAAGGCACAGGAUGAGCUGAGGAAGAGGAGAGAGGAGGCCACAAGGGAACAAAGGGAGAAGGAGGUGAUGCAGGAGAGGCUGAGGAAGACUGAGAAGGUGGUGAUAGUUCUAAGAGAGGAGAUGCAAAUGGAGAGGGAUAAGGCACAGGAGGAGCUGAGGAGGACUGUGAAGGAGGUGACGGUUCUCAGAGAGGAGAUGCAGAAGAAACAAAGGGAGAAGAAGGAGGUAGAAGAGGAGCUGAUGAAGAUGAAAGAGGUCGUGACAGCACUCAGAGAGGAGGAAGAACAAGAGAAGAGGUUGAGAGAGGAGGCCCAGCAGGACUGGAGCCAGAGAGAGGAGGAGCUGAGGAGGAGCAAGACAGAGGUGCCUGUACUUAGAGAGAAGCUACUAAAGGAGCAAGGGGAAAAGGAGACAUUGCAGGAGGAGCUAAUGAAGAGAACAGAAGAGGUGACAGCUCUCAGUGAGGAGGUGCAGAAGGACCGGAGGCAGAUGGAGGAGGCCAAGGAGGAGCUGAGAAGAACCAAGAAUGAGUUGAUGAUCAUCACAGAGGAGGCACAGAAGGAACAACAUGCAAAGGAGCACAUACAAGAAAAAUUAGCAAGUACAGAGAAGGAGGUGACUGAUCUCAGAGUGGAGAUGCAAAUGGAGAGGGAUAAGGCACAGGAGGAGCUGAGGAGGACUGUGAAGGAGGUGACGGUUCUCCGAGAGGAGAUGCAGAAGAAACAAAGGGAGAAGAAGGAGGUAGAAGAGGAGCUGAUGAAGAUGAAAGAGGUCGUGACAGCACUCAGAGAGGAGGAAGAACAAGAGAAGAGGUUGAGGGAGGAGGCCCAGCAGGACUGGAGCCAGAGAGAGGAGGAGCUGAGGAGGAGCAAGACAGAGGUGCCUGUACUUAGAGAGAAGCUACUAAAGGAGCAAGGGGAAAAGGAGACAUUGCAGGAGGAGCUAAUGAAGAGAACAGAAGAGGUGACAGCUCUCAGGGAGGAGGUGCAGAAGGACCGGAGGCAGAUGGAGGAGGCCAAGGAGGAGCUGAGAAGAACCAAGAAUGAGUUGAUGAUCAUCACAGAGGAGGCACAGAAGGAACAACAUGCAAAGGAGCACAUACAAGAAAAAUUAGCAAGUACAGAGAAGGAGGUGACUGAUCUCAGAGUGGAGGUGCAGAUGGAGAGGAGGAGCAGGCAAGAGGUGCAGGAGGAGCUGAAAGGAGUGCAGCAGAGCAUGGAGGGGAUGGCGGUGAACCUGAGGUCCCUACAGGCUCAGGUGUCUGGUCUGACUCAGAGCCGGGAGCAAGCGAGGGAGGCGGUGAAGGAGAAGGAGGAGGAAAAGCAGCAGAUGAAGGAGGGUCUGAGAGCUGCUCUGGAGGAGAUGACCAAGCUGAAACUGCUCUUGCAGGAGAGCCACACAGAGGGGGAGCGUCUGAAGAGCAUUCUGAAGGAGAAGAAGGAGGCAGAGAAGAUCAGAGAGGAGAACCUGCAGACCAUCAGGGAGGAGGUGCUACGAGAGAGGGAGGAGGUGAAGAAGGAGAGAGGAUUGGUGGAGGAACUCAGAGCCAGAGCCAAGGCCCUGGAGAGGAGGAGGAGGGAGAUGAUAGUGGAGCUGGAGGAGGUUCGACAGGUGAAGAAGGAGACAGAGGAGGAGAGGAGAGAGGCAGAGGAACAGUGGAGAAGCAGAGUGGAGGAGCAGCAGGAGGUGAAACUGAAAGCUCUGUCGACAGAAAUCCAGAUGCUCAAGAAGAGAGAGGAGGAGGCAGAGAAGGAGUGGAGGUCCAGGGUGGAGGAGAGAGAGAGGGAAGUGGAGAAGUGCCGGGCUGAGCUCAGCCGGGUCAGAGCCACGGUGACCCUGCUCGAGGAGCAGAAAACACAGAUCUCCUCAGUGGCUGCUGAGAGAGGGGGAGGGAGGGAGGAGGAGACGGACGGACAGAGGAGGAGUGAGAAAGACCAAGAAAUAGAGCACAGGAAGAAGGAAAGAGGAGAGCAGGAGGAGGAGGAGCAGCAGCAGAUCUCCUCUCUGCUGCAGGAGAAAGAGGAGAGCAGGAAACAGCUCAGACAGAGAGAGGCUGAGGUGUACGCUCUGACCCAGAGGACAGAGGAGCUGGAGAAAGACCGAGAUCGAGUCCGCCUGGCUCUGGAGCAAACAGAGGCAGCUAUGAUUGGCUACAGGGAGAGGGUCCACCAACAGGAGCAGAGCUUGGGGACAGAGUCCAACCUAGACCAGCAGGGUGCCGGGGACAGACUGGUGGUCCUGCAGCAACUCGUGGCUGAACUGGAGCUGGAACAGACACGACUGAACAAGAAAAACUCUCACCUGGAAAAUCAGAAAGAAAAACUGAAGAGGGAGAGAAACACGCUGCGAGACACACUGAGACAGGUACACACACACAGACAAGGCCAGGUGGAGGAGCGUUCAAGGUUCAGAAAGCAGGUGACUGACAGCAGCACAUCUCAGGAGCCUGCAGACACCACAGAAGAUGAACGGCUGAGGAGCAAAGUGCGAGAGCUGGAGGACCAGGUGAGUCAGCUCCAUCUCUCAUUAGCUGUGGAUCAGCAGCAGAGGGAGGAGUUUAUUCAGCAGUCCUCCAGAAAUAGCCAAUGGCUGCUCACUCUGAGACAUGACCUCAGUGAUUCGCUGGCUGCUGUCACGCGGCAUCCGAUCCCAUCCGUCUUGGAGUCAGAGACACAGCGAUUGGAUCGCAGUCUAAGGGAGGAGGAGCUCAGAAUGUCCCUCAGCCAAUCAUAACGCCUGAAAGAUAAAAACUUUUAAAUGAAGCUUCUGACCAAAAAUGUUAAACCAAAACAGGCUCAAAGACAUUCUACUUUGUACCGUUACCAUGGAAACGGCUUUGGAAACAAAUUUUUCUAUGCUUGUUUAAAGGAUGUUAAAGUUUUAGAGCCGUUUGCUGAUUGGCUGGUUGCACAUGAUGAGUGACAUUAACAUGUCAGAUAAUAGCCUCAUAGAGGCUGCGUUCAAGACCCACCAGGGCAAUCAGUACAACCAGCGAUGUCUACAACUGACCGAGUUAUUGAUCAUCAGAUGUGCUAAAGUUUGGGCAGUUCAGUGCAAGUUCUGUUAAUGUGUAGAAUCCAAAACUAGAAGGACCAGGAGGGGUCUGAAACCACCCAGACGACCUCCGCAUGGUUCUGACAUAUUCAGAGGCCUCCACAGUUACAUUGCUGGGCCUGUAGUCCGUGGUCGUGUCAGUCACUGUUUCUCCUUUACGUGAUUGGUGACUAGAUUCUUAAGUACAGAUACUUGAUCUUAAUAUUUCCUUUUCUGCCUUCCCGCCAAGUAGAAAUUUGGAGGUUCUCCUGAUGGCUGCUUUCACCCAAACCUGUUUCACUUGGUUUGUUUUGGUUGCUGUGAAAGCUUUCGUUCAAAAUGUGGUUCAGAAAAAAACAACCAGGUUGAGACCACUCACUCUUCCAGAAUCAGACCCUGUGUGGCCAAGAUGUUUAGGCCACUCUUUCAGCCAGUCUUAAUUUUGCUGUCCGGUUUCACAAAUAAAACACUGAGCAUUUUUAUCCUGUCUGACUGAUGAGUUAACAGAAGUACUGUCACUUUAACAAGCAACUACAGUAUGUGCUGAUAGUAUUUUACACUGGGAGUUGUUUCUAUUGUCAUAUUCUUCACAAAAUCGUCCAGAAAAAUGUCCUGUAACUACAGCUGCAGCUAUUGAAUAUUUUAGAAAUCAAGUAUUGUACCAAUUCAUCCAUCCAUUUAUCAAGUUGCCAUAUAAGAAACAAAUUUGCUUUAUCAAAGAACAAUAGUACAUAAACAAGAGGUAGGCUAGUACAACUAGCCUGGUUGUUUCCUUUUUAUAAAAGUUAUUUUGAAAUCA